AUGACUCGCUUGGCAGAGGACAGAACGCACUGUGGACGAGCCGGGGUCUAUGUCUGGUCCGUGCGUGAUGGUUUUGUUUUGCGCGGAGAAAAGCGGCGUGACGAAGAUAAUCUUAAGGGAGAAGCCGACAAACUAGUCCGAGAUAUGUAUGGAUUUAUCAACACCUGUCUGAAAUCGCUGGUAGUUGAAAAGUUUGGCGAGGAGACGUGGGCCAAGCUCAGGGAUGGAGCUGGAGUCCAGGAUAGCUUCCUGACAUAUGAAGUCUAUAAAGAUGAAAUCACCAUGCACCUAGUAGCAGAAGCCUGCAAGCUUUUAGGAGUGAAGCCCGAGGUUGUUUUGAGGCAGUUCGGAGAACAUUUCUUUGAAUUCUGCAAGCGCUCUGGCUACGAUCACAUGCUGCGGACUUUAGGAGGAAAUCUCUUCGAGUUCACCGAGAAUCUGGAUGCACUUCACAGCUACCUCUCCCUCUCCUACAAGGAGAUGAACGCGCCAUCAUUUCGGGUGGAGAGAAGUCCUGAUGGCACCAUGCUUCUCCAUUAUUACUCAGAUCGCAAAGGGCUCUGCCACAUUGUCCCUGGUAUCAUUGGAGCUGUUGCUAAAGAUUUUUUCAACAGUGAGAUAACAAUGGAGAUUGUCAACCAGCUCGAGGAGCAGGAGACGGCUGGGACGAAGGAGCAUGUGGUUUUCCUGGUCACACCUGCGGCUGCUGCUCGGUCCAGUGUGGUCAGCGGCAGACUCCUGAAAGGCUUUGAACCAGUUUAUCCUACAACCCUUAACAUUGAUCUGAAGACUUUCUGCCAUGCUUUCCCUUUCCACAUAGUCUUUGAUGAGCAGCUGGUAGUGCACCAGGCUGGAGUGAACCUCCAGAAGAUUGUUCCUGGGCUCCAGACUAUGAGAAUACAUCUAGACCAGUACUUCAGCAUCGUGCAUCCUGAAGUGACCUUCACCAUCUCCAGCAUCCGGAAGUUCAUCAACAGCCACUUUGUCCUGCAGACGCGCAGGGACAUGAUGCCUGAGGCGUGGAAGGACAGGCCUAUGUUACAACUCAGAGGUCAGAUGAUCUGGAUGCCCUCUCUGGACUAUAUGCUCUAUCAAGCCUCCCCUCUCCUGAGAAGCCUUCAAGAGCUGGAGGAGAGAGACAUGCACAUUUCUGACAUCGCACCCCACGACGUCACCCGCGACCUCAUUCUGCUCAAUCAGCAGCGGCUGGCUGAAAUCGAGCUGUCCAACCAGUUGGAGAGAAAGAAGGAGGAGCUCCGCCUCCUGUCCCAGCACCUGGAAGAGGAGAAGCAGAAGACGGAGAAUUUGCUGUACGCCAUGCUGCCCAAGCAUGUGGCCAACCGGCUGAAAGAGGGCAAAACGGUAGAAGCAGGAGAAUUUAAGGAGUGCACGAUACUGUUCAGUGAUGUGGUUACCUUCACCAAUAUCUGCUCCCUGUGUGAACCCAUUCAAAUCGUCCUCAUGCUUAACUCCAUGUACCUGCGCUUUGACAGACUCACCACUGUGCACAACGUCUACAAGGUUGAGACCAUAGGAGAUGCCUAUAUGGUGGUAGGUGGGGUUCCCAUACCUGUCUCCAGCCACGCUGAAAGGGUGGCCAACUUUGCCUUGGGCAUGAUUAUGGCUGCCCGGGACGUUAUUAACCCUGUGACAGGAGGACCCAUUCAGAUUCGCGUGGGCCUCCAUAGCGGUCCUGUACUGGCGGGUGUGGUUGGGGAGAAGAUGCCGCGCUACUGCCUUUUUGGAGACACCGUUAACACCGCCUCCCGCAUGGAGAGCCACGGCCUCCCCAGCAAGAUCCAUUUAAGUGAAAGCGUCUACAAGGCUCUGAGCAAUAAAUGCUUUGUUAUCCAGAAGCGAGGAGAGAUAGAGGUGAAGGGGAAGGGCAGGAUGACCACUUACUUUCUCGAAAGGAACACGGCAGUCAGCGAGCAGCAGAUUAUGGGCCUCAGAGAUGGACCGGACGACAGUCAGAGGAGCUGCCAGCCAGGACUCCACAGAGCAGAUUUUCAGAGGCCACACAGGGACGAGCCUCCCUUGGUCCCUAUGAACUACAGAGACAGCCUGAGCGAGCCGCUGCCACCAUCGCACGCGUCCCAUCACCAGACCUGCCCGCCGCCAAUCAAGCCCUGCGACUCAGAGAGCUACGGAAGCCUGCACACCGACAACCAGUCGGAGGAAGGAGCUUUGGACCAGCUGAGAGAUGCACAUGAAUUUGGCCGAACAGAUGCCAAGGAAGGACUAGGUGUGCGUAUCGCUCAGAAACGACACCUCGGGUUAGGAGAGGAGUCCAGACAUCUGAUCCUCACUGCAGAGGGGCCCCCGUGCCUCAUCGUCAUUGACCGGGCCUGGAUUGCCAUGGCCAGAUGA
Mugil cephalus (flathead mullet) is the source of this 2370-nucleotide messenger RNA. Its product is annotated as guanylate cyclase soluble subunit beta-2-like. Lineage: Eukaryota; Metazoa; Chordata; Actinopteri; Mugiliformes; Mugilidae. Gene Ontology annotation, biological process: cGMP biosynthetic process; response to oxygen levels. Gene Ontology annotation, molecular function: heme binding; guanylate cyclase activity. Bases 1 to 2370 code for a protein of 789 amino acids. The record is from RefSeq and is a predicted model, not a curated record. The transcript has 15 exons. Gene Ontology annotation, cellular component: guanylate cyclase complex, soluble.